Messenger RNA from Cloeon dipterum, 1259 nucleotides. RefSeq names its product NAD-dependent methylenetetrahydrofolate dehydrogenase (gene Nmdmc). The transcript is spliced from 9 exons. Gene Ontology annotation, biological process: tetrahydrofolate interconversion. The record is from RefSeq and is a predicted model, not a curated record. Gene Ontology annotation, cellular component: mitochondrion. Lineage: Eukaryota; Metazoa; Arthropoda; Insecta; Ephemeroptera; Baetidae. Gene Ontology annotation, molecular function: methylenetetrahydrofolate dehydrogenase (NADP+) activity; methenyltetrahydrofolate cyclohydrolase activity; methylenetetrahydrofolate dehydrogenase (NAD+) activity. The coding region runs from base 240 to 1235 and encodes 331 amino acids.
UUGCAUUUCUCCAGCUGUUUGCCUGUCGGUGUUUUCAGCCACAAUGAAAAUUGCGGAUUUUGCAGGAAAGGACAGCUUUUCGCGGUUGUAGCGUAAGAAGAAUCAGUUAAUGGCGGAAUGCAGUUCAUUUAGACAAGUUCUGUCUUUUAUUAUCAAAUUCUACGCAGCACUGAUGUGUUCGUGAUGUAACAACGACAAGCCAAACCUAGUCUGCCAAGUGACUUAAAACGCUGAACACCAUGAAACCGAUGCGUCUCCUGUUAACUUUGAACUCAGCGCAACGUCAGUAUUCAAAAUCCUUCCAUCACAGCUCCCACAGGCUGAGUGCCACAAUUUUAGAUGGAAGAAAACACGCAGAUAAAAUUCUGGGCCAGUUGAAGAAUGAAGUGAACCAGUGGAUCGAUCAGGGCCACAAAAGACCAAACUUGACUGCAUUGCUUGUUGGAGAGAAUCCAGCAAGCAAUAUUUAUGUGAGGAAGAAGAUGCAAGCUGCAAGCCUAGUGGGAAUCAAAAGCAACACCAUUAAACUACCCUUGGAAACGACUGAAAGUGAUCUUUUAGAAAUAAUUUCAAGCUUAAACAAUAGCCCCAGUAUCGAUGGUAUUCUAGUUCAGCUUCCUCUGCCUGGGCAUAUUUCCGAAAGGAUGGUGUGCAACGCCAUUGACCCUUCCAAAGACGUGGAUGGGUUUCAUAGUUUGAAUAUGGGUCGUAUGUGCUUAGGAAUCGAUACCUUUGUGCCCUGCACUGCACUCGCUGUUGUUGAGCUAAUAAAACUAUCAGGCAUUGAAACAAAAGGCCGGAGAGCCGUCGUUUGCGGGAGGUCGAAAAACGUUGGCAUGCCAAUUGCUGUUUUGCUGCAUUCUGACUCCACGUAUGAGCUUGGAGGAAUGGACGCAACAGUCACAUAUUGCCACCGUUACACCCCAUUUCAAGACUUGCUGCAUUUUACUAGGAAUGCAGAUAUUUUGGUCUCAUGUACAGGUAUUCCUAAGCUAAUAACCGCGCACAUGGUAAAGCCAGGCGCGUGUGUCAUUGACGUUGGCUUGAAUCGGACAGUCGAUCCAGUCACAAAGAAAACCAAAAUAUCCGGCGAUGUUGAUUUCAGCGGUGUUGCUGAAGUUGCUAGCUUUUUAACGCCGGUGCCAGGAGGAGUGGGCCCAAUGACGGUGGCCAUGCUCAUGAGAAACACUUUUCUGGCAUGCAAAAGGAUUUACAGUAUCAACCAGGCUGUAUAGAGAUCUCUAAAUGAGAUUUAAUGG